GAAAUGUCGGAUGGACGAGCGAUGGGCCGCGGCCGUAGUGACGUUUAUUAUCAGAAAUUAUUUUGAAAUAUACAAUUUAGGGCGUAUUAUAAUAGUUACAUUCACAACUAGUUUUAUAGUGGAUGACCUUAUCCGAAAUAAAGUUUGUUAGAAAACCGGUGUCAUUGUAAGGAUUUGUGGCCAUAACCUCUUCGUCUGGACAAUCUAUAAUCUUUCUUGUCGUAAUUAAAGCUAAAAAUUCUUUAGCUCGCGAUAAAUGAAAGUGUUGUUUACAUUCCGUGAAGUGUAUGGUGUGCGAAUUGUACGCGUUGUGUGUGCGAAACUGUCGGUGAUCAGUUAAGUGAAGUAAAAAUGUGCAAACGAGUAGCUUUGUGUUUAAAAUGUGUUUAAAUUUGUGUAAUCCAAUUACAAAGUGUAUUUGUGUUAUUUGUGCUGGAAUGUUGCCGUAGGAGUGCAAUGUCCAGGCUUGUGGACUACUUCGUAAUUGUGGGCUUCGACCACGAGAAGGAGAGGGGCGGUCUGAACAGCGGCGUAGUUCUCCAGAGGUUUCCCGAGAUCAAUUGGGACGACACACCCUUUCACGACGGUAUAGGAUGGUUCUGUCAGCCGCAAGGAUGGGCGCUCUCAACAGAGCGUACGGAACCCCGGUUCUACGUGUCCGUGCUAACGGACGUAGACGCAAACCGCCAUUACUGCGCCUGCCUGUGCUUCAACGAGACCGUCGCCAUCACGCCCACCAAGCCUGCAGACGAGGACGAAGAAGAGUCAGCGCGGCCGGUGCCCAAUAUCACCCACCACAGCAUCAUGUACGCUCCCAAGUGCCUCGUCAUUGUGUCACGGCAGGACUACAUCGAUACCUUCAGGAACUGCCUAGGCAUAAUCUACACAGUAUGGGUAGAAAACCUCGGGGUACCGCUAGAGACGCUGGUCGGUAACCUGGUGGGCGGCGUGCUGGUGCCGGGCGCGGGCGGGCCGCAGGUGCGGUUCAGCAUCGGCGCCGGGGACCGACAGGCGCUGCAGCCGCCCGCCGCGCCGCCCAUGCCUGUCACACACACCGCUGUGUAUAUGCUGCUCAGGUUGCUAGGUAUCCACAACUCAGUAACACUCUGGUGCGCAGUGAUGAGCGAGCACAAAGUCCUGUUAGUCUCACUAGCAGCUGCCCGUCUCGCGGCCGCGUGUCGAGCGCUCGCUGCCCUUAUGUUCCCGUUCCGAUACGCACAUGUCUACAUUCCACUACUGCCUGCGGGGUUAGCAGAGGUCCUUGCGACUCCAACGCCGUUCCUGAUCGGCGUGCAUUCUAGCUUGAAGGAGGAGGUUUCGGAAUUGCUGGACGUUAUAGUAGCAGAUUUAGACGUAGGUUCCCUCCACAUCCCAGCAGGGGUUAACAUCCCUCGUCCAGAAGGAAAGCUCCUGUCUUCAUUACAAGAAGCCCUAGCAUUGGUCCUGCAGCCAGAGCUCCGGUCUGCGGACUCAGCCUUCGCCCCACCACCGCCGGCGUCUUCGCCCCCUCAUAUGUUGGAUAAGGAGAUCAGGGCUGUGUUUAUGAGGACCUUGGCGAAACUGUUGCAGGGUUACAGGCACUGCCUCACAAUCAUCCGUAUUCACCCGUCCCCCGUUCUAACCUUCCACAAGAUGGGUUUCCUAGGAGCCCGCGGUCUUUCCCAAUGCCAGUUUGCAGUCCGGUUGUUAGAUUCCAUGUUCUUUAACGGCCUGGUGGCUGAAAGGGGACCACCUUGGAGGGCAACUGACAUAUGGGACGAGUUAGUGCAAAAUCUUCCAGAGCAACAGCGACUAGAGUCGUUAAAUCCAGAGUUGGAGUUGCAGCAUUUACAAGACUUAGCAAUGCAGUUGCAUCUCAAUGAAAAUCCAAAUCCACAGGCAUUCCAGCAGCGCAUCCUGCGUCCCCCGGAGGGAGCAUCGUCCCGCAUCCACCAGCCGCCGCUGCCGCCGCUCGACGCCGCUCGCGUCAGAGACGUCAUGCGGGAGGUGGCGCAGAGGAGUGCCAGCAACCCCAAAUUGACAGCGCUGCGUCCGCCACAAGCCCGCAUAGUGCCGCCGGCGGCGCCGCCCUCCGGCGCUUCCGACUACGGACACCUACUGCUCACCAACUCCGCUAGGAGAUUAGAGGUUCUUCGGUCAUGCAUAGCAGCGAUAUUCGAGUGCCGCUACGCGGACGCCCGCAAGUCCCUCCCCGGCGUGGUGCGGGCGCUGCGGGCGGCGGGGGCCCGCGCGGCGCUCGUGCGGGACCUGGCGGCGCGGCUGCCCAGCAACAAGCAUCUGCUGCAGCACCAUCAGUUCGAGCUCGUCGUCAGGCUAAUGAACUGCGCCUUACAAUCAGCCACUGCGUUGGAUGAGCAUACUAUCGCGGCGGCCAUGUUACCUCUCGCCACCGCUUACUGCAGAAAGCUCUGUACCGGAGUCAUCCAAUACGCUUAUAUGUGUAUACAGGAACACCCUGUAUGGACUAGCCAGCAGUUCUGGGAGGCGGCGUUCUACCAGGACGUGCAAAGGGACAUCAAAGCUCUCUAUCUCCCCAACCCUUCACAUCACCAGAGAGUGCCAAGCCCAAGAGAUGACGAAGAGUACAUAUCUUUAUUGAAAGCACAAGAACCGAGCGCGUUGGAGAUUGCCGCUGAACAAAUGAGAUUAUGGCCCAGCUUAUCACCAGAAAAACAACGUGAACUUAUAGCAAGCGAGGAAUCAACGUUAUACAGCCAAGCGAUUCACUACGCGAACCGCAUGGUUUACCUGUUGCUGCCGCUAGAGGGCGCCGGCAGACGCGCCGAUGUUAGAGGCGAGGAAACCGAUCGCCAGAGCAAUAGUAUUACUAAUAGUGUGGCGGAAUCUGAUAGCGUGGACGCGGAGUCAGGUUUCGAGGAGGCAGACCCUGGCGAGGCUGGAAACAACGUCAUCAAGAUGGUCUCCAGAUUUGUUGACAAGGUGUGCACAGAAGGCGGUGUGACAGCGGAACACGUGCGCUGCUUACAUCAGAUGAUCCCGGGCGUAGUACACAUGCAUUUAGAAACGCUCGACGCAGUGGCACGGGAAAGUCGACGAUUACCACCCGUGCAGAAGCCUCGAAUAGUAGCACCAGCAUUAGUACCAGGCGAGACAGUAUCAGUGCCGGCGUUACGCGCGUACCUCGUGUGCGACGGACGCAGUACUGCGCUGUUACCCGCAGAGGGAGCCUUGUUCCUCACUAACUAUCGACUCGUGUUUAAGGGCACACCUACAGACCCUUACGCAUGCGAACAGACAGUGGUACGCUCGUUUCCGUUAUGUUCGCUGACGCGGGAGAAGGCAGUCCGCACACACUACCUCCCACAUCUGGAACAAUCACUACAGGAAGGCUUGCAGUUGAGAUCUGCUACAUUCCAGCUGAUUAAGGUGGCACUAGACGAGGAAGUGAGCAGCGAGGCAGUAGAAGCAUUCCGCAAGCAGGUGGCUCGACUCCGUCACCCAGAGCACGUGCUGUUACACUUCGCGCUCGCGCCGCGCUCACAGCCGCCGCCUAAACACUCGCAGCCUAAACAUCAUACGCUCAAGGGUUUCGCCAAAAAAACCCUCUUAAAAACAGCCCGUCGCGCAGGCCUCAAGCCCAAGCCGUCCAAACGUCAGAAGUACGUGCUGCCGUCAGCUGACGCGCGGUCGUUGACCUCGCCGCCGCUCAUGUCGUCGCUGUCGGCCGACACGCUGUCCUUGGAAGAGCUAGAACUAGGUGGCAGUGAGACAACAGAAAGUCCGGCGGCGCGUACACUAGAACGCGUACGGGAACGCGUGUACGCGAGGGACUGGGCGCGGCUGGGGCUGGCGCAGCCGCCCUUCAGGCUCGCACACGCCAACGCUGUCUACACCUUGUGUAGGAGUUACCCAGCAGUAAUCCCGGUACCAGAGAGCUUCGGCGACGACUCGUUACGUCGCAUCUCUCGGUGCUACCGACAAGGACGACUGCCCGUCAUCACGUGGAGACAUCCGAGGACACACGCUUUGUUGGCUAGAUCAGCGGCCCCCCACCACAAAGGCGUGAUGGGAAUGCUGAAGGCGAGUCACCAGACGCCCGGCAAUGCGCAAAGCGGUACCGAAACUACAUCCAGUUUAGAACAGGAACGUUACCUAGCAACGCUAGUAGCUUGCACCCCAGCGUCGCGCGGUGACCUGGAAGACUCGAGUUUGAGUCUGGACUCGUUACUGCUCUGCUGUGAGGAUCAACAGGCUUCACAUACUCCGCUUUUGACGAAGGCUGCUGGGACUCUGGGCGUGUUGGGUCGCAACAGCGGCGGCAAGGGAGGCGCCAGCACCUCGUCCCGGCACUUCGGGCGCUGGGGCUCGCUCAAGGACCGGCGCCAGGCCUCGCACCUCGACCUGUACGCGCCCCGCCAGAGACUGUCCACUGCUGACGCGGACUCGGUAUGCGGUGAGGGCACGGGUCGCCGGGCAGCGCUGUACGUGGUGUGCGAGAAGGGCGGCGCCGCGCUGGCGUGUGCGGGCGCCGAGCUGGUGCCGGCCGAGUACCCCGACGCGAGGGCCACUAAGCACGCCUUCAAGAAGCUCAUGCGAGCCGCCGUGCCGUCCGCGCCCGCGGCUCCUGACCCGCCCGGCUUCCUCAGGUUAAUAGAAGAGUCAGGCUGGCUGUGGCAGCUGCGGCAGUUGUUCCAACUGUCUGGAGCUGUAGUGGAUUUACUAGACAUACAGGGGUCUUCUGUACUCCUGUCUUUGGAAGAUGGAUGGGACGCCACUACACAGAUAUCAUCACUCGCCCAGAUCUGCCUCGAACCUUACUACCGAACGUUAGAAGGUUUCCGUAUCCUCGUGGAGAAGGAGUGGCUGGCUCUAGGGCACAAAUUCCAGCAGCGCUCUAAUAUAGGAGCCACGCCACAGCAGGGCUUCACGCCUACCUUCCUUAUGUUCCUCGAUGCUGUACAUCAGCUACAAAAACAAUUCCCCCUGGCCUUCGAGUUCAACGAGUACUACCUACGAUUUGUAGCGUACCAUGCAGUAUCGUGUCGGUUCCGAACAUUCUUACUGGACAACGAGGCUCAGAGGGCCGAGCUCGGUAUCACUGCCGCCGACGAUAGGCGAGCUGAUACUAACAGGAUGGUGUACUUGUACGAGGCGGGCGGCGAGGCGGGCGCGGGGUCGGAGGAGGAGGGCGCGGGCGGCAGCGCGGGCCGGGCGCCGUCGCUCGGACACUCGCUGUUCGACUACAUCGACCGACACCACCAGAAGUCGCCCAUCUUCUACAACUUCCUGUACACGCCUGAUCUGGAUAACCCGGUCCUCCGCCCAGUGUCCUCAAUCAGUAACCUGGAAGUGUGGCAGUACUACACCAGCGAGGAGUUGUCUCACGGAGCGCCGUACGACUUAGAAGUGCUGGCGCCGGCCGAGCCUGACCGGCAGCCGCAGCGACGGGUCGUUACUGCUGGCUACGACAGCAUAGCCCGCAGCAUGCCGGACUCGUUCUCGGGCCUGCUGGAGCGCAUCCGACAGCUGGAGCUGGAGCUGGGGCACCUGCCGCAGAAGUGGCGCGUGAGGUGGGACCAGCUCGAGCUGCCCAACACCUUGGAGCUGCAGCGCAACUCGUCAAUGUCGUCCGGCGUGGUCCGCCGCGCGACGCUGGCGUGGCACAAGCGCGGCACGCUGGAGGUGCUGGUGCGGGGCCGCCUCGCCGCCGCGCCCCCCCCGCCCGCGCCCGCGCACCGCUGGGCCCCCGCGCCCGCCGCCGCGCCCGCCCGCUGCGACCACUGCCAGGACCUGCUGUGGGGCCCGCUCAAGACGGGUGUCCGUUGCGUGGACUGCGGCGCGAUGUGCCACGAGCGCUGCGCGGAGUCGUGGGCGCCGCCCUGCACCAAGUACAAGGCGCCGCCGCCCCCAGACGCCGACCAGCACCGCCCGCCGCUCUCCGCUGGAGUGUCAACACUGCAGUCGUCAUCACAGCAGUAUUACGAGCAGUUCUCGUCGAACGUGGCGGAGAACAGGACGCACGAGGGACAUCUGUACAAGCGAGGCGCACUGCUUAAAGGGUGGAAACAACGUUGGUUCGUGUUGGACUCCAUCAAGCAUCAGCUGCGAUACUAUGACGCGAUGGAAGACUCACAUUGCAAAGGAUUUAUAGAUCUAGCGGAAGUAAUAACGGUGACACAAGCGGCGCCCGCACCGGGACCGCCUAAGAAAUGUGACGAUAGAUCAUUCUUUGACUUACGUACAAGCAGACGUACAUACAACUUCUGUGCGAGCGACGCGAACGCUGCGCAGGAGUGGAUAGAGAAGUUGCAAGCUUGUCUACAGUGAACACUGCCCAAUGUCCCGACACUAGGGCUGACACUCCGACACACUUGUCGACAUCGACAAAAACUGAGGUAUAUCUGUCGAUAGAUAUAGCGCCAGUGACGACGGGCUCUCGAUACCGACGACUCGAUACAGUUUAUCGAUGAUUGAGACCUUAAUACAUCAUGUCUAAGACUUGAUAUAAAUGUUAUUACAAGACUAUUAUUUUUGUUUUAUUAUAUAUUUAUUAUUAUUAGAUAUUAUUGGUCACAAGAUUGUAACUUGUGGCUUUAGGCAAGGUUAUACACAGUUAUAUAAUUAUCUCGGUUAUAUGAAGUUUAUCGCGCUACCCGGAGGAAGCAAAAAGCUUUGAAAUAUUUAAACUUGGAUGUGUAGCUUUGAUCUCGAUGCGGUAUUCAACAAGGACAUAUAGAAUUGUUUUUGUGAGAGCUAAAGUACUUAGUGAAAUGUUUGCAUUUUUAUAUUAUUUUGUAAUUGGUGCAUUUUGGUACAUAAGACUUUAUAGUACAUAGCUGAUUUAGCACGGUUAUUGUUCAUUCCCUUUUACGUAAUAAUUAAUAUACUAAAAAUCACCCCCUUUUUUAUCGGGGGAUAAAAAAAUUAAAUAGUGAAACACUCAAAAAAAAAAAUUUGGCCAAAUUUCUCACAAAAACAAUUCAACUAAACAUAGUAUAAUAUGAAAGUAUUUAUAAUAAUUAUUAUUAAUAUCGAUAAUGAAUUAGUGUCGUACGUAUGUUUCCCGUUUGUAAAUAUAUCGAUGACUGUUGUGUAAAGUUCUGUUUCCGUACGUUAUGUUGUUAGUUCACUUAGAUGUUAUAUUUGUAUUGCUUUUUUAUACAAGGGGCUCGAUUGGAACUUGGUGUUUUGUAAAUUCGACUCUAUUCCGUUGUAAUACGAUAGAUAUUCUCUUAACUGUAACGUCACAAUUCCAAGUACAUGAAAACUUUUCUAAACAUAUAGAAUUGCCAUAUACAGAAACAAUUAAAAAUAUCGAUAAACGCCAUGUUCCAAAGUUCGCGAAGCCACCCUCAUAUUAUUAUAGUUAUUAUUAAAUCGACGUACGAAGCGACAAAAGUUUGUUAAUAGUUUCGAUUCUACAACUCUAAUCAAAAGUUCAUAAAAAAAUUGCGUGACUAAUGUCGAUAAUGUUGACAAUUUUUUGUUGCUCACCGUACACACAUUGAUAGACAAGUAGAACGCUAUAUUUAGUUCAUAUAAUAUAAUAUUCCUUGUAAAGAGAUAUUAUUUAACGUUCAGGAAUCUCCACUGAGCCACAACUUGUUACAUACUCAUUUUUGUAUGAUUUGUAAAUAAGUACACGUUUUUUUUUUUCACAUAUCAGGGGAGGGGGGACAACCCCUAUUUAUGUACAUACAUACAUAUUAGCUCAUGUAAAUAUUAAUGUUAUUUUUUCUGUAAUUGCAUUUAAUAUCACGUGGUUAUGAAUGUGCGCGCAAGUUUUGGUCCCGUUUUGAUAGAUUUUGCAUCGAUACAUACAAGUACUCAAAAAUACACAUACAUUCCGGAAAGAUAAAGAAAAUUGAUCAUCAAAAUUUUAUAAUUCUGAAAUAACAUUAUCUUACCAUAAUCUUAAUCAGAAAAUCUAACAUUUGAAAAUUCCUUAGUAUCGAUGCAAUAAAGGAUCAUUUUUCAUAUAAAUAAGCGCAGAGAUUAUUUGUGCCAAAAAUGCACAAAGUGCACAGACGCGUUGCUCAGUUUGUCUUAACGUACGAUUAUGUCGCACGAUAAGUCGUACGACUUUGUCGCACGAUUUAGUUGCAGUACCGAUAUAAGCUUUACUGAGCGGCGAUAGCAAUAUAGUUUGCCUUACUUUGCGAAGUGUUAUUUACUGUUCUUUGGGCUAAAAGACGACUGUGAAGUGGUUUACAAAUAACAUUUUAUUAUUUUACAAGUAUUGUCAUACAAGAAAAUAUUGAUUCGGUUAAUUAUCCUUUAUAGGAAAAAAAUUUUUCAAGGAUGCCAUUUAUUAGAAAACAAAGCAUUAUCUUCUAUUUUUAACCGACUACUAAAACGGAGGUAUAAACAGCCACUUCGCAGUCGUCACUUGGACAGUAUCUAGUAGUGUUUAGCUUGGCUUAGACGGAUGUAACCUCGAGAUGUGAGCAUACAGCCUACUGCUGUACGUUACUGUUCUUAUGAAAAUAUACUGUAUUCAUGUAUAUUACUGCAUUUAUGUAUUGUUACAAAAAAUUAGUAUUUUAUACAUUAUGACUGAAAUUUUUCGUUCGUCGAAAAUUCGCUUCAUUUAUCGAUGUUACAUUGUAUAAUUUCGAAAGCAUUUUGGCGUUUGUAAAUGUAAUGUUUUUUUUUUUCAUGAAAAUGUACGGCAGUAGGCUAACAAUAAAUAUUGGACAGUGCACUUGCGUUCCAUCAAAUAAAGAGAUUUUUAAAAUUGU
Messenger RNA from Helicoverpa zea (corn earworm), 8702 nucleotides. RefSeq names its product myotubularin-related protein 5 (gene Sbf). Lineage: Eukaryota; Metazoa; Arthropoda; Insecta; Lepidoptera; Noctuidae. The record is from RefSeq and is a predicted model, not a curated record.